Lathyrus sativus (Indian pea) is the source of this 2847-nucleotide messenger RNA. The record is from the annotation of a GenBank genome assembly. NCBI's taxonomy places the organism in Eukaryota, Viridiplantae, Streptophyta, Magnoliopsida, Fabales, Fabaceae.
AUGCAAUCAAUCAGAAAAUCCUUCAAAUCUUUGGCUUCAUAUAAUAAAAUAUAUUCUAGAAAGUUCCCAGAUUCCGACUCCGACUCUGACUCCGACUCCGACGAGGGUGAACAUAUCCCUAUUCUUUCUCAUCAAGAACACCUCCGCCGCAGCAGUAGCAGCGAGUAUUUUUCUAUGGCCGGAGACGUCGUCGUUAAGAUCGACGACGACGGUGGUGAGCCUGUUCAAGACAACAAGAUUUGGAGAGAGUCCAGCUAUGAUUUCUGGAAUGAUACCGGUGACAAUGGUGAGGAAAGUUUUGAUUUUCGGAAUAAAAGUCACCAGCACCAGCAGCACCAAAAACCGGAGGAUCCUCCGUCGCAGCUGAUCGGUAAGUUUCUUCAUAAACAGAAAGCUUCCGGUGAGAUGUCGCUUGAUAUGGAUUUGGAAAUGAUGGAGUUACAGAACGAGGAUAGAGAUGGAAAGUUGACGCCGGUGGAUGAGUCUCCGACGAUGAUACAACGGGAGCUUAAGGUAUCGUUUGAGGAACCUGCUUUUAGUGGGAUGGAAACACCGGUGUCAGCACAGACUUUUAAUAAUGUUAUCGAAGGGAUGAUUGAUCCUGUUCGGAGGAGAUACAGCAAUUCGCCGUCUGUGGGUGAUUGUUCGAGACCUCCGUUUCCCCCGAAUCAUGACCGGCGUCGUUCUCGAUCACCGGCAGGUAGUGAUUGCGAGGUUUUGAGGUGUACCUCUAAUGCUUCUUUUGAGAGAAACCUUUCAAUGCAGAGAAAAUCUGCUUUGUUGAAAACGAAAACUAAGUCUAGGUUACUGGACCCGUCGCCGGAUGAACAGCCUGAUAGAAGAUCGGGUCGGGUUGCUAAAUCAGGUCAAAUUUUGUCGGGAUUUCUUGGGAAGAAAGGUGACGAUGAAGAGGAUGAUCCUUUUAUGGAAGAAGAUUUUCCGGAUGAGUAUAAGAAAACACAAUUUAGUUUAUGGAUUCUUCUUGAAUGGUUGAGUUUAAUUUUGAUCAUAGGGGCAUUAGUAACAACUUUGAGUGUUCCAUUAUUGAGGGAUAAGAAUCUGUGGCAGCUUAAGUUGUGGAAAUGGGAGGUUAUGAUUCUUAUUCUAAUUUGUGGUAGAUUGGUUUCAGAUUGGUUUAUUAGAGUCGCUGUUUUUUGCAUUGAAAGAAAUUUUUUAUUGAGAAAAAGGGUUCUUUAUUUUGUGUAUGGUGUGAAGAAAGCAGUGCAAAAUUGUGUCUGGUUAGGACUUGUUUUGAUUGCAUGGCAUUUUCUCUUUGAUAAGAGAGUUCAAAGAGAGACAAAAGGUGUUUUUCUUCAAUAUGUUACCAAAGUUUUGGUGUGUUUCUUGGUUGGUACUUUGGUGUGGUUGUUAAAAACUCUAAUAGUUAAGGUUUUAGCUUCUUCUUUUCAUGUGAGCACGUACUUUGAUAGGAUUCAAGAGUCGCUGUUUAAUCAAUUCGUGAUAGAAACACUCUCGGGGCCACCUUUGGUGGAAAUUCGAAGGGCCGAAGAGGAAGAGGAAAGACUUGCUGAUGAGGUUCAAAAGUUGCAAAAUGCUGGUGCAAACAUGCCACCAGAUCUUAGAGCUACUGCCUUUCCUUCAAACAGAAGUGGAAGGUUGAGGAGUGGAAUGCUUCAGAAAAGUCCCGUCAAAAGUGGAAAGUUUUCGAUGCCACUUUCUAAGAAGUCUGAUGAUGGUGGGAUUGGGAAUGGUGGUGGAAUUACUAUUGAUCACUUGCAUAAGUUGAAUCCAAACAAUGUGUCUGCUUGGAAUAUGAAGAGAUUAAUGAAUAUGGUUCGUCACGGAGUACUUACUACAUUGGAUGAACAUAUCAUUGAUGCCACUCCGGACGAUGAGCAUGCCACACAAAUCAGAAGUGAAAAUGAGGCUAAAGCAGCUGCCAAGAAAAUCUUUCAAAAUGUUGCUAGGCGCGGCUGCAGGUUUAUAUACCCCGAGGACUUGAUUCGUUUUAUGCGAGAAGAUGAAACAGUAAAAACCUUAAAUCUCUUUGAAGGGGCAUCUGAUUCUGGAAAAAUCAGCAAAUCCGCUUUGAAGAACUGGGUGGUGAAUGCGUUCAGGGAGAGGAGAGCCCUUGCUUUGACAUUGAAUGACACCAAAACAGCGGUGAACAAACUUCACCGAAUGCUCAAUUUUUUAGUUGCCAUUGUCAUACUGGUUAUUUGGCUCUUGAUAUUGGAAAUCGCCACCACCAAAUUUCUUCUUUUCGUGAGCUCACAACUGGUCUUGGUUGCAUUUAUAUUCGGUAACACCUGCAAGACCGUCUUUGAAGCAAUCAUAUUUUUAUUUGUUAUGCAUCCAUUUGAUGUGGGAGAUAGAUGUGAAAUUGAUACCGUUCAGAUGGUUGUAGAAGAAAUGAACAUAUUGACUACGGUAUUUCUAAGAUACGAUAAUCUAAAGAUAACGAUCCCUAAUAGUGUCCUUGCUACUAAGGCUAUACAAAAUUUCUACCGUAGUCCUGACAUGGGAGAUGCGAUUGAAUUCUGUAUCCAUAUAGCUACUCCGCUUGAAAAGGUUUCACUUAUGAAACAUAGAAUACAUAGUUACGUCGAUAAUAAGAAAGAGCACUGGUACCCUUCGCCUUUCAUAGUCUUGAAGGAUCACGAGCAAAUGAACAUGGUGAGAGUGGCGAUCUGGCCAACUCAUAGAAUGAACUUCCAAGACAUGGGAGAAAGAUUUAUCAGAAGAUCUAUGCUAAUUGAAGAGUUAAUGAAGAUUUUUAGAGAUCUCGACAUUCAAUACCGUCUCAUGCCUCUCGACAUCAACGUAAGAGCUAUGCCUACCACUUCUGAACGUGUUCCAGCUAGUUGGUCAAUGGUCACAAAUUGA